Messenger RNA from Alternaria ethzedia, 1020 nucleotides. RefSeq lists its product as uncharacterized. Bases 1 to 1020 code for a protein of 339 amino acids. The record is from RefSeq and is a predicted model, not a curated record. The transcript has 3 exons. NCBI's taxonomy places the organism in Eukaryota, Fungi, Ascomycota, Dothideomycetes, Pleosporales, Pleosporaceae.
AUGGCGCCUGCGCGCUCCAAGGAUGCGAAAGCGACGAAAAAACGAGGCCGGCCUCCGGGCAGUCGCAAUUCUGGCGCGGUCGUGAAGGCCAAGUCGAAGCCCGCGCCAAAGCCGGCAGCAGCAAAGAAGGGCAGACCGAAGAAGAGACCAGCCCAGGAAGAUGUCGAAGAUGAGCUCUCAAUCAAUGAACCCGCGCCAGUCCAGCCCUCGAGACCCCGCAAGCGCAAGUCGGACGAAGUCGCUGAACCUGAAGCCGAGUCGCGCAAACAGUACGCGCAGCUGGAGAACAAGAAGAAGAGAAUACCGCAGGAGCAAAUAGACACAUGGCCACAAGUGCCGCCUCAGGUCUUGGAACAGAUCACGACGGUGAUACGCAAUGCGAAGAAGGACAUCGCCGAGACGCAGCGAGACGAGCGCAGGAUCAUGGCCGCACACAACACACUCAACCCCCUGGUACGCAAGCUAGCGCGCCAACUAGCAGAGUCGCGGAUACCCCCACAGGCCAAAGACAUCCAUUUCAACAUCGACAAGCUCACGGAGCGCAAUGCCCAAGUGUCGCGAGAGGUCACGACAGCCCGGCAUUCCAAGCAGCUGCUCAGCGAGCAGGUCAAGAUUGCCCAGCACCUGCUGAAGAAGGACGAAGAUAACCUGGACGACCUGAAGAAGAACGUCAAGAAUUGGAGAGCCGAGUGGAAGCACCAGAAGAAGCAUGGACGGAUUCACCCCUUACUCAAAGACGAAGGCAAUGCGACGGCCCACGGCGAUGGUCCUGACGAUAUCCGUCUGAAGCGAUCAGAGCCAGUAGCUUCCUCCCUUCUCGAUGCGCCCGAUGACGACCUCGCGCCAGUGCUUGCCCAAUUGCGGCGCAGCCUGGAGAGCAUGCAGGGCAACCAUACACAGGUCGAGGGUCUCAAUAUGACCAUCACCGACGCGCAAGCAGUACUAGACGACGUCUUGUUCAGGCACGCUGGCGCAGCGCAAUAUGCUGCCAUACAAAAUAUCGAUAUGCAGGUCCCAUGA